AUGCCAGAGAGAAUAGGUGAUAUAGAGCUUGUCGAAACAGUACAUCCUAUGGAUGGAAACCCUACCUUUGAUUUGGAGGACAGUGAAAAGGUUUACUAUCAGAAAUGCACACCGGGCAUGAUUUCGACGGCGAAUCCUUGGGACAAAGAUUCAUUAAACUGUAGAACAAUGACAUGUGUAUCACCGGACACUAAACUGACCAUUGUCCAGGAUAGAUGCAGUAAACAAAUGCCAGGCCGUUGUUCUUUAUGGAUGCUGUGGUUGAAAUUUUCUUCUUUUUUGUAUUUGAUUCUGCUUAUUUUGCUAAUCCUGUGGGCAUUACACCAGCAUAAAGUAUUACAAGAGAGGAAUACAGGACCAACACAAUACCAGGUGAGUGUCUCCAUUGACUCAUUAUGUCUGAAAACCAGGAGGUUUAUAUCAAAAGCUUUACUGCACCAGGGUCAGAAUAUACCAGUCAGAGAGCCAGAGAUAAUGAUAUGGGAGAGGAUGCCUUCUUCAUACAUAACCGGGACUGACAUAAAAUACAAAAACAGACGAUAUUACGUCAGUUCCGGCGGAUAUUACGAAGUGCAGUGUCGUUUACAGUUUGACACGUAUUCUGGAGAAGUUCCAGUUAAUGAUACUACAAUAUACUUUUCCAUGAUAAAAAGCACGGGGCCUGGCAGCAGUGUGAAUUUAAUGUCUGAAAAGGCGACACUGAGACCCCGCACACACCGCGGGAUUCAGUUAGGCCCUACCGUGUUCUCUCUGGAAGCCGGAAACUCGGUAUAUAUUUCUGUAUUGGGGCACAAAUAUGUGUAUCGUACAAAAGACAGCUAUUUCGCGAUGAGAAGAAUUGAAUGAAAAAAUCACAAACUUAGUAUGCAUGUUUAUUGUGAGGUGCAUAUUGCAGUUAAAUCUAGGUAACACACAAAA
Saccostrea echinata is the source of this 918-nucleotide messenger RNA. RefSeq lists its product as uncharacterized. The transcript is spliced from 3 exons. Gene Ontology annotation, cellular component: membrane. Gene Ontology annotation, biological process: immune response. Gene Ontology annotation, molecular function: tumor necrosis factor receptor binding. The coding region runs from base 1 to 846 and encodes 281 amino acids. NCBI's taxonomy places the organism in Eukaryota, Metazoa, Mollusca, Bivalvia, Ostreida, Ostreidae. The record is from RefSeq and is a predicted model, not a curated record.